AUGCCCGAACCAGGACUCCUCCUGGGGUCCUCGCGCCCUCGCAGAAGGACUACGGGCCCCGGCGACCCCGGGGGCGGGGCUUCCGGCGCGCUGCCUUGUGGGCACGGUAGUUCCGCCGGGUCUGGCUUCCGCCUGCCGAGCGGCCCCGGACCGCAGGCCGGACUACACUUCCCGUCGGCCCGCCUGCUCUCCCGAUGCCGCCUUGGCGCGAGACGUUGGCAAGCAGAGUGUCUCCAAGAUGGCCGCUUGGGGAAGGAGGCGUCUUGGCCCGGGCAGCAGUGGCGGCAGCGCCCGAGAGAGGGAACCAACAGUGUUUGUAAUGAAGAACAUCAGACUCUGAGCUGUAACCUGAAUUCUUGUCCAAAAUUCAGCACACUGGCAACGAGCACAUCAAACAGAUUGCCACUUGUCCUGUCGGCGUCUUUGAGACACACUUGCCCAUCUAGGAAAGCACAGUGCAGGGUGAGCUUGUCGGCCACAGACUGCUACAUUGUGCAUGAGAUCUACAAUGGGGAGAACGCCCAAGACCAGUUUGAGUACGAGCUGGAGCAGGCCCUGGAAGCCCAGUACAAGUACAUUGUGAUUGAGCCCACUCGCAUUGGCGACGAGACAGCCCGCUGGAUCACCGUGGGCAACUGCCUGCACAAGACGGCCGUGCUGGCGGGCACCGCCUGCCUCUUCACCCCGUUGGCGCUGCCCUUAGAUUAUUCCCACUACAUUUCCCUGCCCGCUGGUGUGCUGAGCCUGGCCUGCUGCACCCUCUAUGGGAUCUCCUGGCAGUUUGACCCUUGCUGCAAGUACCAAGUGGAGUACGACGCCUAUAAACUGUCGCGCCUGCCUCUGCACACACUCACCUCCUCCACCCCGGUGGUGCUGGUCCGGAAGGACGACCUGCACAGAAAGAGACUGCACAACACGAUAGCACUGGCCGCCCUGGUGUACUGUGUAAAGAAGAUUUACGAACUCUAUGCUGUAUGAUUUCAGUAGAACAGGGAGCGAAGCAAAACCACCUGGCCCACAAGAGACAACAGAGUAUUCAGAUCGCCACACUCUGUGAGGCAGCAGAGCCUGGGAAGGUGUUUGGCUUAAUAUUUGUUAUUUUUAAAAAAUAACAGAUCACGGGUGUACCCAGGGUUUUUCAGCUCAUUACACUAAGAUGUGGAUUUCCAUAACCCAAGAGGGGGGUCUGAGGCUGUGGAAGUCCGACUGGGCAGUGGAAUGCUGAUGGAGGCAGACGCUGCCGAGGGGGUGUGGACGUGCUUUGGGGGAGGUCUUUAAGUCUAUUGUUUAACUGUACCAUCCAGAGCCCACCAGAAGCUAUUGAUCAUUAAAAUUAUGAGAAUUUCAA
Molecule: messenger RNA, 1348 nt
Organism: Gorilla gorilla gorilla (western lowland gorilla)
Lineage: Eukaryota; Metazoa; Chordata; Mammalia; Primates; Hominidae
Gene: TMEM11
Product: transmembrane protein 11
Exons: 3
Coding region: 1-978 (325 amino acids)
Biological process (GO): inner mitochondrial membrane organization
Cellular component (GO): mitochondrial inner membrane
Source: RefSeq, a predicted model, not a curated record